Messenger RNA from Formica exsecta, 1900 nucleotides. RefSeq names its product decaprenyl-diphosphate synthase subunit 2 (gene Pdss2). Gene Ontology annotation, cellular component: mitochondrion; transferase complex. NCBI's taxonomy places the organism in Eukaryota, Metazoa, Arthropoda, Insecta, Hymenoptera, Formicidae. The transcript is spliced from 8 exons. The record is from RefSeq and is a predicted model, not a curated record. Gene Ontology annotation, biological process: isoprenoid biosynthetic process; ubiquinone biosynthetic process. Bases 438 to 1679 code for a protein of 413 amino acids. Gene Ontology annotation, molecular function: prenyltransferase activity.
UUUCGGGACACGGUCAUAGAAAGUAUCUUUCCGAACUCGAUUUAAACGAAUGUUAAACUUUAAACUACAUACGUGUACACCUAGCGUGUACCUAUUUCUAUUAUUUAAUUUAAAUUGCAUCCUUCAAGAAUAAUUGAUCUCGCUGUGAUAAUACAAAACGUGCAAUUUAAGGGAUGCAUAAUAAAGCAAACUAAUUUCAUGUUCGAUAAUUAUAUAAAAAAUUUAAGGACAUUUCAUAAAUUGAAUAUUAAUGCUAAAGUUUUUUGUGGUAGAGGAAACAAGGACAUUUAAAAGUUUAAAUGUACAUUUUAAACAUAAAAAAUAAUCUCACAAAUACUGUGAUAAUGUGAGAUUCAAUUGUAUGAGAAAUUUUUUGAAAGUUAGAUUAUUUAUACUAUAGGAAAUUAGUAGUUUUUCUUAAAUAAAAUUAAGAGACAAUGUCUGCACAUACAACUAUAUUCAAAAUUUGGAGAAGCAUUCCUGUGACUACAUUUCUGUGGAAGUCAAGGAUUUUUCAAAUCCAGAGAACAAUUUAUACUUCAACGCAAAAUAAAUUUUAUUUUAAUAAUGUUAACCAAGCUGAAAACAAAGUGGCAGUAAAUCAGAAAACAGACUGGAAUAAAACUAUGUCGGAGGCAGAAAAAAUUGUUGGAUAUCCAACGUCUUUCUUAAGUUUAAGAUGGCUAUUGAGCGAUGAAAUUGCAAAUGUUGCAUUGCAUUUAAGGAAGUUGGUUGGAUCUAAUCAUCCCUUGUUGAAAACAGCUAAAGGUAUUAUCUAUAAUGGACGUAACACACAAGCAUUUGGUCUCAUCGUGUUGCUAAUCUCUAAAGCUGCCGGCCAUUUGAAUGCAAAACCAGUAGAAGAAGAUAAAGCUGCAGGUGUAUUACAUAGCCAAAGGGCAUUAGCAGAAGUUACAGAGAUGAUACGCAUUAGCAAUUUGAUACAUAGAGGACUGGUAAAUAUAAAUACAGAUGGUACUUUAUCUGUGGAAUCCUCAGAAUUGAACAAUAUGAUCUUUGGCAAUAAAAUAGCAUUGUUAUGUGGUGAUUACUUACUUAGUAAUAGUUGUGCUGAAUUAGCAUCUCUUAGAAAUCAGGAUCUUGUAUUCUUAAUAUCAUCUGCAGUAAGAGAUUUAUGUCAAGCAGAAUUUGUAGCAUGUAGAGACAACCAAAAUUUUCCCAUACCAUCAAUACCACCCGAAGAUCGUACGGAUUAUGCGCUUAAAGAAUGGACACUUUUAAAUGUUUAUGGCGCUGGAUCAUUGCUCGGAAAAAGCUGUCAAGGCACAUUGAAGUUAGCUGGACAUAGCAAAGAAAUACAAGUGGAAGGUUACAAGUUUGGCGAGCAUCUAGCUUUAGCUUGGCAGGCCUCCUUGGACUUAGGUUUAUGCAUCAAUAAAGACAAAGAAAUCUUGCAUAAUUUAUGCGCAGCUCCAAUUAUGUUUCAUGUCGAACAUGAUCCAUCAAUUUUAACUGAGCUUUACAAGGGAAUAGAAUCAAUUGAAAAUGUCGACUAUUUAAAGGUACUUGAGAUUGUUGCAGAUGGUCCAGGUAUUGGAUUAACCAAAGAACUCAUAAAGGAACAUUCGCAAAAAGCUAUGGAAGUCUUAAAUGUAUUUAAAGAAAGUGAUGCAAGAAAGGCUUUAUCUAAUAUUAUUGUUGCAAUAGGUGAUCUUUAAUUAAAAAUAAUAUUAAUAUAACAUAAUUUAUUGUUUGUUUUAUAUAUUCUAAACAAAAUUAUAUAAAGAAGAAAUUUAAGCUAGAGUUUAUAAAGAGAAUCUUUAUGAAACAAGUUUAUUAAAUUCUAUUACAUAUAUUUUAUUGAAAUAGUUAUAUUAAUAUAUAAAUAUAGAAUAUUAUAGAUAUAUUUUUAUAUGCAAAUUAAAUAUCUUGAUAAGAA